CGCCGUCGCCAGCUGCUGCUGCUGCCGCCGCUGAUACGGAGCGUCGCCGGCGCUGAGGGAGGAUGCUGGCGCUGCGCUGGCCCGCCAAGCGGGUGGGGCGCUGGGCGCCGUGUGGGCAGCGCCGCACCAAGUUCAGCUACGGGCCGAGAACCCCCCGCGGCCCGCUCCCUCGCACCCCUUGGACUGUCCGUGGGCCGCCCCCCGGUGCGAAGCUGCCUUGGUACUUACAGAACGUGCCGUCGGCGCGGGAGCAGCUGCCCGAGCUUGACGUGGUGACGUAUGAAGGGAAGCUGUACCGGGUGCCGUGGAUGGCCAGGCCUAAAUUCCCCAAGUGGGAGCGAGGGUGGCACGACCCCCGGCACGACGGCCCGCCUCCCCCCGAGGAGAUGCCUGCCUACAAGCAGCGGCCUUGCUUCAUAUGCCACCAGCGGACGCGCCUGUUAGAAGGUUUAAAGCAAGCAUUGUGGCUAACCAAGACAAAGCUAAUAGAAGGUUUACCACCUCAAAUACUUGACAUAAUGAAUGACACAGCUCACCAGUUGGAAGAAGAGGAUGAGAGAGUCCAAAAUGUAAUUUCCCAUGCACGUUUCUGGGUAAACACUGAUGUGGACAUUGCAGAAGAUACCUACUGCCCUGUGCUUCUGGAAGGCUUGCUUCACUUGUGCAGGACCAUGACUACCAAAUAUCCCUCACUGGCUAAAAGGAUGAUGGCUCAAGAAUGCAGAGUGGCAGCAGCAUGGGAACGAGAAUCUAUUCUUCUUCAGGUUCGUGGUCCGGGUGGGAAGCUUUUGAAUGCAAUGAAACCUCUACAACCUAUCGCCUCCAAAGAUGAGAUAUUAGCCACUGAGAAUCACACUUUAGAAACCUUCUACCCUGUUGCACCUACGAUUGACCUUCAAGAAGUUAAUGUAUACGAGGCAAAAAAUGAUACAGGUUUUCGAGAAGGCUACCCAUACCUUUAUCCUCACACUAUAUACUUUCCUAUAUGUAACAAUAAAUUUAGAAUGCGACCAGAACAUCUCCAGGCCAAUAUGAUGAUGUUUGCUUUUGGGAAUGCACUGGCCAAGGCUAAGCAACUAUAUGGAGAUGAACCCAGAGUUUUGGAGAACCCUAUUGUGGUUCAGUGCGUUGGUACAAAUGGCCAGUGUUUCCAGUUCAUGCUGUUCCAAUUGAACACAACAGAUCUAGACCCUAGCAAUGGUGUUAAAAACCUAGCCUGGGUGGAUACAGAUCAGCUUCUGUAUGAGGAUGCUAGGAGUCGUCCAGAAAUCAGGAAAAAGGUUGUUGUGAUUCCUGCUGGAAUACAUGGCUAUCAGCGAGAUACAUUCAGGAAGUUUCUGGCAUUCUACUUACAUGGUGUUGUGUGAACAGGCCUCUCAAGGAGUAUGAGUUUAACCUGCCUUUGCUAUAUUUCUUCCUGUAAUACACUUACAGUACAGUUAAGGGUUAAAGGCUAUUUAAUUUUCUAAAAUAAACUUUUUUAAAAAGAA
This is a messenger RNA of Elgaria multicarinata webbii, 1490 nucleotides long. RefSeq names its product mitochondrial ribosomal protein L37 (gene MRPL37). The record is from RefSeq and is a predicted model, not a curated record. Gene Ontology annotation, molecular function: structural constituent of ribosome. Lineage: Eukaryota; Metazoa; Chordata; Lepidosauria; Squamata; Anguidae. Bases 63 to 1367 code for a protein of 434 amino acids. Gene Ontology annotation, cellular component: ribosome; mitochondrion. Gene Ontology annotation, biological process: translation. The transcript is spliced from 7 exons.